Molecule: messenger RNA, 1209 nt
Organism: Melospiza georgiana
Lineage: Eukaryota; Metazoa; Chordata; Aves; Passeriformes; Passerellidae
Product: skin secretory protein xP2-like
Exons: 3
Coding region: 1-1209 (402 amino acids)
Source: RefSeq, a predicted model, not a curated record
AUGAGCGUGUUUGCUCUCCUCGGCAGCCAGAGACGCGCGGGGCUGAUCCGAAAAUCCGGGCGUGAGGCUGCGAGGCGAAGCCUUGGCUCCCAGCACCCCGUCCCACUGCUCGGGAAAAGCACUGGUAGCUCUCUCCUACGAGAUAAGCUUUCUGCCGGCGAGAGCAAGCGCUGCCCACGGGAUGCGCAGGGCGGGGGCUGCUCCGCGCCCUCCUGCCCCGCCGCUGUCCCCACCGUGUCCCACGGAGCCCUGGAGCCCCUGGCUGGUCAGGCCCGCGUUUGGGGGAGCCCUGCCAGGCGGGGAAAGGAGGCCCGAACCCGCAGUCACCCCCGCACAGCGCUCGGACUGAGCGCAGACCGUAAGGCCAGCUCCCGCAGCAGCCCGCUGGGCCGAUUCCUGGCCCAGGGGAGCGACUGGUUUUCCCCCCUAAGUUUUAAAACGAGACCUGAGGCUGCGGGGGCAGCGCGCGGUGCGGACGGGCGGCCCGAGGCGCUCGGGGAAAGGCCGGUGCCCACCGCGCACGGGGAAAGGCCGGUGCCCACCGCGCUCGGGGAAGGGCCGGUGCCCACCGCGCUCGGGGAAAGGCCGGUGCCCACCGCGCACGGGGAAAGGCCGGUGCCCACCGCGCACGGGGAAAGGCCGGUGCCCACCGCGCUCGGGGAAAGGCCGGUGCCCACCGCGCACGGGGAAAGGCCGGUGCCCACCGCGCUCGGGGAAGGGCCGGUGCCCACCGCGCACAGGGAAGGGCCGGUGCCCACCGCGCUCGGGGAAAGGCCGGUGCCCACCGCGCUCGGGGAAAGGCCGGUGCCCACCGCGCUCGGGGAAGGGCCGGUGCCCACCGCGCUCGGGGAAAGGCCGGUGCCCACCGCCGGACCGCGCUCCCCGCCGGCGGCUGCGCGGGGCUGGCCCGGAGCCCUUCGCCUCCCUCGGUGCGCCGCCGUCCCGCGGUGCUACAGCGGGAGCAAAUCUCGCCACGCCGUGUCUAAGAGCCCUCCCCAACCCCACUCGCGGCGGCUGCUUGAGGGCCGCCGCGGCCACGCUCCUGGCAGGUUGGGCUGGGCUUCGGCGCCACCGGCGACAGCCGCAACGAGGCUCCCCGCGGUUCAGGCUAAAGCUGGGUCACUCCAGGCGACAAGGGGCUCUGAGCGCGAUGAAAGCGCGGGGGGCUCCCCCUGUUCCCCCGCCCUGUUCCCUUUCCUCGGCUCCUGA